AUGUCAUCCAACGACCUACAAGCUUUGUUUGCCAACUUGGUGCUGAAGCCUCGCGACUCUCCAGCCCCAUCCCACACGCCACUCCAAUCCAAUUCUGCUGGUCAAUCUUCCCCGUUUACUGGCGCCUCUCCGCUGCCUUCGAGUCCCCCUACCGUCACGUCUGUUGCGAACCGUAACGCCUACAGCCAAAUGGCGCAGCCCGUCGCAGCUCCGCCCUCUGCCACUGCGCAGUCGUUGCUGAACCUGCUCAAUUUUGGUCCUGCUACCUCUACACCUCCGAAGGCAAACUCAAGACCUCUUUCCUCAGCCGGCAAUGCCACUGCGGUCCCGGAAGACAAGAAUGACAAGCCAGCAGGGAAUGCUGCGGGACAAGGGCCUUCGACUUCAGCUUCGGAUCUGCUCGCGAAGUUGAUGUCUCCCUCCCCUGCACAGGAUGGAUCAAAAACGCGAUCUCCCCUAAAUCUGGAAGAUCAAGGCGGCGGUGGCGAUCAAGCACAUUCAACGGCUGCCCGCGAUGCGUCCCAAGAUGCACUCCUCAAGCUUCUCAGCAGAACCCAUCUUGGCAACUCCGUCAGCACGCGCCAGAAUCAGAUUGAGAAACCACAGACUCCAGUACCAGAUGUUCCCGACACGAAAUCGGCAGAAGCAAAACCGACAAAGACAGCGUCACCAGCUGCUCUAUUCGGUUCCAACUCCACAGCCGAGGUGCCUCUGUUCGGUGCUCCUGGUAAUGACACUAAGAACACGACCCAAAAUCAACCCAUGUUCACCUAUACGAACCCUUUCGAAGCACUACAAGCAUCUUUGAGUGCUUCCCGAGCACAAACUCCCCAAGAAGGGACGACUUCUUCCAAGUCUGCCAAUGCUGAUGUUUCCCAACCAAGCAUUGAGUCUGGUCAUGAUCUGCCCGAAGACACAAAUACUCGCACGGCCACAGGUGACAAGGUUGCCAAGCGGAAAAUCCUCACUCCAAAAAUACCGUUGGCAUCAAAGAAUACCACAGUGUCUCGCGAAGGUUCAAUCGCUCCAGCAACUCGAGAGGUCGAAGCAGAAGCCGCAGCUCCGGCGGAAGACCCAGUGGCAUCCGCUCCAGCAGAGACGAAGUCGACAAACGAAGUGAAUGAGAUAAUACGCCCGGAUUCUGACAAGGGUGCAAAACAAGACCAAGGUUCUGGCGCCGAGAACAUGGUUGAACAGCCAGCCGACGGCGAUGAAUGGGAAGAUGCGGAAGAGUUACCGAAUAAGGAGGCCUCCCGGGUUGUGCCCGUUUACAAUUUCCCAAUCAAGCCCUUUGUGUCGAUCACCUUGCAAUUGACAAAACCCUCAAGUGUCGGCAUUAGAGAAGAUGCAGUGAUGGAUAUAUCCAGACUCAAGAAGGAAUUUGAUCAACUGGACCGUUCUUUGGCAGCUGCAACAUCGAAGUACAUCGCCUAUGCCUUGGUCAAGAACGGCGGUAUGCGCAUCAUCAGACAAGACGACGGUAGUGAUCGACAAGUCUUUAAGAAUUCUCAUGACCGCAUAUUCAAUGUGUCACUGUGUACCACCUCUGCUGCUGGCGAACCAUCGGACGAUCAGGCGCUUCUUGGGACUGGGGUGAGCGGUGCCGUUUAUUACGCAACGAUUAACAAAGACGGGAAUGACUUGUUUGAAAAAAAUGAGCUUGACAGCGAAAGCCUCAUUUUCCCCCCUUACCCUCCGGCUGAUGAGAAUGUAUCUGGUGGGGUCCUCAAAACCCGGGCCAAAAGAAGCUCUCGCCACCCUGAGUUCUUCGCAAUUGGACGUGGCAAGGCAAUCCAUCUCGUCUGGCCAGCAACUGCGCUCUCCUCGCGGUACGGUAUCAGUGAGCACAAUCGGCGUGUCGACGUCGAAAAAUUCUUUCAAGAACGAUCUCUUCAGAUCUCGACCGGCAAGGCAGGGAAAGACUUCAUCUUCAGCGAAGACGACACGUUGAUCGUUUCUUUGGACAAGACUGGAAGAUUAAGAUUCUGGGAUAUUCGUAAGCUGAUUGACGAGUCUAAUGCCACUUCGACCCGACUUGCGAGUAUGACUGUGGAUCUUCCGAUCUUGUCCCUUUCGACCGCAUCCCCUGCCGAGAAGUCAUGGCCGACGUCAGUUCUCUUCGUAGACAAGGCUCGUCCAUAUGUCAAAGGAGGAGCGCUCCGCUACGUUCUUGUCGGGUUGAGGCAGAAUCACACUCUACAACUCUGGGACAUUGCUCUCGGGAAAGCCGUUCAGGAGAUCAACUUCCCUCAUGAGAAUGAGACUGAUGGGAUCUGCAGCGUCUGCUACCAUGCUAACAGCGGGAUCAUUGUUGUCGGUCACCCGACCAGAAACUCGCUCUUUUUUAUCCACCUCUCAGCGCCACGUUAUACGAUUAGUACUUCUCUGAGCCAAGCUGCAUACGUGCAGCACAUUGCUGCAAAGGAUCCGGAAUUACCCAAGCCUGAUUCAACAGCCUGUAUGAGUGGAAUCCGGGAAAUGUCGUUUACAGGGAGCGGCCAGCUACGAAGCGUUGAGCUCCUCCCACUUUAUCGAACUGGGGAAGAGCAAAGGGCUGUUGACGAGAAGACACCGCUGUUCGAGCUCUACGUGGUGCACUCAAAAGGCGUUACGUGCCUCAACAUUACCAAGGAAGAUCUCGGCUGGGAUUCAAGCAACAAGGUGGUUCAUGGGAUCGAUGCUGCCAAGGAAGGUUACGUGAGCUUGAAAGAGCUGCGCCUCGGAAGUGUGAUCGAAGAAGGACCCCGAGACAAGAGCCCAGCCGAAGAAGCACCAGCAAGUAAGACGCCGAAAAAGAAGCAAGGCAAAAAGCCUUCGUCUUCUGUCGAGCGUGUGGAGACUGUACAGCCUGAAGAUUUGGGCCCCGGGAAACCGGGGUUGACACAGCCUCUCAGCAACGGCGCCGAAGCGCUCAGGGAGACGACAAACAUUGAAACUCCUUUGCCAAAGGAAAAUAAGAAGAGUAAGAAGAAAUCUGCCACAGCCAAUGAGUCACGGGCCCCUGACAAGGUCUCGGUCGCCGACUCAAUUGCAAAAACAGCGUCAACGACAAUGGCUACUCCGCAACCUGCACACGUGGCACCCGUUGAGGAGCAAGCUUUUGCACCUGCAUCUGCGGCUGGCCUACUGGAUUCAACUGCUGAAGCACCGGCGAAACCUGAAGCCGUCACUGUUGGCAUAUCUGGGGGCUGGCUGGACAAAGAACUAAAGAAAGUCGAGAAAGCUGUAUCCACUGAGUUCCAUAAAGAGCUGGACACCCUCUAUCAGAACAUCCAGAAUGAUAGGAACGUCCAGGACUCCGCCGCCAUUGCUCGCCAGGAAGCCCUACUCCGUUUGGUCUCGACCACUCUGAGCAACAACGUCGAGAAAUCACUUUCUCGUAUUCUUUCAACCCAGAUGCAGCAAUCGAUUGUUCCAGCACUUACAGGGGCUACAGUCCAAGCUGUGAGUAGCCAAGUGGGAGAAGCCGUGGCGAAAUGCCUCCAUUCUCUGGUGCCCCAUGAGUUGGGCGUGCAACUGCCUGUUGUUCUCAAUGCAGCUCUGCAAAGUCCGCACAUGAUUCGAACGAUUUCAGACACAGUCUCGCAAAAGAUUUCCAGACAGAUCGAAACCCAGCUGAACGAUGUCAUGCAGAAACAUGUUGUGCCGACAUUCAAAACCCUAGCAGUUUCAGCAGCGGAAAAAGCCGCAUCUGAGUCUGAAGUCCGCCUGCGCAAUGAGAUCCGCCAACUGGAGAAUGACCGCCGAAAUGACCUGACGAGGCUAGAAAAGUUGGGUCAGGUCCUUCAAGCCACGGCCGAGGCGUUGCAGCAAAUGUCCGACACUCAAGUGGCCUUUCAAGGCCAAAUUCUCAAAGAUCGUCGACAGCUCGCCCUCCUCGGAGAACCCAGCUCAUCUCCAGUAUCUCGUCAGGUGUCGACAGCUCGUAUGACACCAUCGCCACGAGCCCCUGCCCGACCCAUAGUCCAGCGACAGAAGACCAAGGAGGAGCUGGAGUUGGAAGAGAUCAGCCUCUUGAUGAACGAUGGGCGGUACGAGGAAGCUUCCAUCAAAUGGCUUCAGUCGGCUCAACCGUCAGAGCUAUUCGACAAACUGUUCAUUCACUUCACUCCAGAGUAUCUGGCAACAGAUGUCUCACCGCUGAUCGCCUUUUCGAUCGCCGUCACCAUCGGAAAUACUCUUACGACAAAUACGGCUCAACGACUUGAAUGGAUUGCUGCCGCAUUCAAUGCUGUCGAUCUUGCUGAUCCUGAGAUCUCCGAUCUAGCGCAACAUGCACCUGCACUGUUGAGUUCCUUGAUCCAGAAACUCGAACGACUAUACAUGACGAUUGCGGAGCGUGACCCGUCCGACCCGGCGCUGCAAAUCAUGCCGGUUGUAUCAAGGAAAGCUAAGGAGAUGAGGGCCACUUUAGAGGGACCAGCUUGGCGUGGUGUUGCUGUUUAG
Molecule: messenger RNA, 4446 nt
Organism: Fonsecaea erecta
Lineage: Eukaryota; Fungi; Ascomycota; Eurotiomycetes; Chaetothyriales; Herpotrichiellaceae
Exons: 2
Coding region: 1-4446 (1481 amino acids)
Biological process (GO): deadenylation-independent decapping of nuclear-transcribed mRNA
Cellular component (GO): P-body
Molecular function (GO): protein binding
Source: RefSeq, a predicted model, not a curated record